This is a messenger RNA of Paramecium tetraurelia, 2043 nucleotides long. RefSeq lists its product as uncharacterized. Gene Ontology annotation, biological process: phosphatidylinositol metabolic process. The record is from RefSeq and is a predicted model, not a curated record. Gene Ontology annotation, molecular function: phosphatidylinositol kinase activity; calcium ion binding. NCBI's taxonomy places the organism in Eukaryota, Ciliophora, Oligohymenophorea, Peniculida, Parameciidae. The transcript has 3 exons.
AUGGAUUGUUUAAAAUUUAGAAAGGAAAAAUUGUAUCAACAGACACUCCUCAAUACUAAUGAAACUAGAUUCAGUGAUAAAGAACUAAAUGUGCUUAGAAAAAGAUUCAUCUAAAUGACUAAUGGUUGUAAAAACAUCAAUUAGGAAUAAUUUAAAUCAAAUUUAGAUGUAUUGGGAUUGGAGUCAAUAUCCUGUUUGGGAGAUGCCUUAUUUUAAGCGAUGGAUAUCAAUUUAGAUGGCCACAUUGAAUUUGAAGAAUUUGUAGCCUACUUUGAUAAAAUAACAUACGGAACCUAAGAAGAAAAGGCAGAAAUAUCUUUUCGUAUCAUCGAUCAAAGGAGAAACGGUUACAUCACCUAUAAGGACUUCAGUUUUUGUAUGUAAUAGUUAAUAAAGUCAUAUACUAUUAUGAAAGGGACAGAUUUGACAGAUGAUAUUCUUGAUCAUAUGGAAAAAAGAUAGUAGCAAAUAUUCAAUUUAAUAGACAUAAAUAAAGAUUAAAAAAUUUCAUUAUAAGAAUAUAUAAUAGCCUUAACGAGAAAUCCGUAGGUUUUGGAUAUUUUUGAAUUUUUGAGAAAAGGAGUAACUCAAACAAUAAAAGAGAGUUAACACAAGAGAGAUUAGAAGAUGCUUAACUAGUUUGAUUAACUAAGGGCCCAGACUGCCCUCAUACUAAACUCUGUUCAUGGGUAAUAAGAUAGAUCUCUCCAUUUAUCAAAGCAUUUAUCUUAAAAUUCAAAAUAUGGAGUAGAUGUUUUAUUUGACGAAGCUGAAAUCUCAGAAAGUGUAUCAGAGAUAGAUGAGAUGAGUAUGAUUGAUUAAAUGUCACAUGAUUAAUUAAAGCUUAAAUUUAAAGAAAUGUACUCAUAACUGUAAAAAUUACAUUAAGAUACUGAAAACUCUUUGAACAAAAUGGAGAGUUUAUAUCAUGAAAAAUUAGAGUGUGACGAGAUCUAAGAAUAAAUCCUUAUCAAAUAAGUGUCCAUAAACAAUAAUAAAUACAAAAAGUCUUCUGUAUAAAUUGGCAAUGAAAUAUGGGACUUAGUUAUAAAUAUGAUGGUAGGUAUACAAAUGGCAGUAAAAUCUUCGAAUGCUGUAGUUGAAACCUUUAUUUCAACUGCGGAUUUUGAUAUAAAAUAAUGUUUUGAACUAAUUUCUCAUUAAAAUAAAGAUAAAUGCAAAUUCUAUGAUUAUGCACCUAAGGUCUUUAACUAAAUCAGAAGACUAUAGAUGAUCGAUAAUGACAAUUAUCUAAAUAGUAUUGGCCCUGAAAAUCUUUUAUUUAGUUUUAUGUAAGGUGAUCUUAGCACCUUAACUGAGUUAACUUCAACUGGGAAAAGUGGAAGUUUCUUCUAUUUUUCAUAAGACGGAUUGUACACGAUAAAAACAAUAUCUGAGAAAGAGUUUUUAUUAUUCAGAAAAAUACUAAGCAAUUACUUCUACUAUUUGAAAAAUUGCCCAAAUUCUCUUAUAAUUAAGCUCUAUGGUUUACAUAAAAUAAGCAUAAAUGGCAGAAAGAUCUUCUUCAUUGUAAUGGGAAACGUAUUUAAGACCGAAUUUUAAAUCCACAAAAAGUAUGAUCUCAAAGGUAGUACAUAUAAAAGAACUACUCAAUAAAAUCUUGAUCCAGAUGUAGCUCGUAAAGAUUUGGAUUUUAUGGCUAACAAUGAAAUAAUCUCAAUCGAUCCAAAAAAACAAUAAGAACUUUUAGAAUAAAUAGAAAAAGAUUCAGAAUUUUUAUCGGAUAAUAAUCUAUUAGAUUACAGUUUAUUAAUAGGAAUUCAUAUUAUAGAGGACAAAAAGGACAUUUAGAUGAUUGCUAAUGCUAAUGACAUAAAAAUUAUAAAGUCUAACGAUUAAACUAAAAUCUUCUUUUUCGGCAUAAUAGAUAUACUAACAGAAUUUGAUACUUCAAAGUAAAUGGAAUCAUUCUUUAAAAAAAUCUUUUAAGGCCCAUAAAUUUCAGCUAUUCCUCCUAAAGAUUAUUCUUAAAGAUUCAAAAACUUCAUGAGUUAAAUAUUAACUCAACAGAAUUUUUAUUGA